Molecule: messenger RNA, 2331 nt
Organism: Pistacia vera
Lineage: Eukaryota; Viridiplantae; Streptophyta; Magnoliopsida; Sapindales; Anacardiaceae
Product: G-type lectin S-receptor-like serine/threonine-protein kinase RLK1
Exons: 1
Coding region: 1-2331 (776 amino acids)
Biological process (GO): protein phosphorylation; recognition of pollen
Molecular function (GO): ATP binding; protein serine/threonine kinase activity
Source: RefSeq, a predicted model, not a curated record
AUGGCUGCUAUCCUAUUCUUUUUCCUUAUGCUCUCCGCAAAUUUUCUGGCAACAACUCAACAGGGGCAUUUCAAUAAAAGUCUAGGCUCUUCUCUAACUCCCACUAGAAACUCCUCCUGGCUGUCACCUUCUGGUUUUUAUGGUUUCGGAUUCUAUCAGCAAGGGAAUGGUUUCUGUGUAGGAAUUUUUAUUGCAGGAAUACCUCAAAAGACAGUUGUUUGGAAAGUGAAUCGCGACAGCCCACCGGUUCCUACCAAUGUUACCUUGCUUCUUACGGGUGGUGGAAGACUCAUUCUUCAAUCAGCAGAAGGCGAAGAAACAUCCAUUGUAAAUACUCCUAAACCUGUUGCAAAAGCAUCUAUGCUUGAUUCGGGGAACUUUAUUCUCUAUAAUUCUGAUGAGGAGAUAAUAUGGCAGAGUUUUCGAAACCCCACUAAUAUAGUAUUACCAGGUCAAGGCCUCUUGGCAGGAGAAGAGUUGUAUUCAAGUGUGUCUGAAACGGAUCAAUCAACGGGGAUCUUUCGUCUUAAGAUGCAACACGAUGGAAACCUGGUGCAAUACCCAAAGGAUACUCCAGACUCAUCAGCAUAUGCUUAUUAUUCAUCUUUUACGUAUGGAAGAGGUGAUAAUGUGUCCCUAAACCUUGAUUAUGAUGGCCAUCUUUACCUACUUAAUUCUACUGGAUUCACUAUUAAAAAUCUUGUACCAGGAGGCUAUUCUACAGAAGAAACAAUCUAUUUGAUGAAAGUUGAUGCGGAUGGAAUCUUUCGACUGUAUUCAUUUACAACAAAUCAGAGCAAUAUGUCAGUUGUAUGGGCUUCUUCGGAUGACAAGUGUUCGCCAAAGGGUCGUUGUGGCCUAAACAGGUAUUGUGUUAAAAAUGAUGGAGAUAUUUACUGUCAAUGUCUUCCGGGAUUUGCAGUUAGUGGAGAAAGAGGCUGUCAACAGAAUUUUUCGACCGAGAACUGCGAAAGCAAGAAUGGAAAUAUCAAAUAUACUAUUGAGAGGGUUGCAAACACCACAUGGGAAGACACUUCAUAUUCUAUUCUGUCAUUACCAACCAAUGAAGAAUGUGAAAAAGCAUGCUUGGAAGAUUGUAUUUGUGAAGCUGCAAUGUUCGGAGAUGGAAAAUGCAGAAAGCAAAAACUUCCUCUGAGAUUUGGGAUAAAACUUGAGAGCGAGUCAAACUUAGCUCUCAUCAAAGUAGGUGUUUCAAAUUUUGCAGGUGCCCCCAGAGAAGGGGAUGAGCCUAAAGGAGGGAAGAAAGAGAGCCAUAUAGUCAAUGUUUCACUCCUUGUUGUUGCAUUCAUUAUUUUGAUAAUUUCUGGAGUCCUUGUUUACAGGAAUCGAGUUCAUGGAUGUAAAAGGAUUUCAAACAAAAUUCGGUUAGACGAGGAUUUUGGUCUAAAAUCAUUUACUUACUUGGAGCUAUUGAAUGUGACUAACAAUUUUACAGAAGAGAUUGGUAGAGGAGCAUUUGGGACAGUUUUCAGGGGGGAAAUAUCUCAUAAUCAGAAGGUGAUAGCUGUUAAGAGACUGGACAGAGUUUCAACUGAAGGAGAAAAAGAAUUUCAGACUGAGAUGACAGCAAUUGGGAAAACUCAUCACCGGAACUUAGUCCGACUACUUGGCUACUACCAUGAGGGGCCUAACCGGCUGUUGGUAUACGAGUACAUGAGCAAUGGUUCCCUUGCAGAUCUGCUCUUUACACUUGAAAAGCAACCAUGCUGGGAUCAGCGAAUGGAUAUUGCUUGCAACAUAGCAAAAGGUCUCCUCUACCUUCAUGAAGAUUGUGAAACCCGGAUUAUCCAUUGUGAUAUAAAGCCUCAAAACAUUCUCAUAGAUGAGCAUAAUUGUGCAAAAAUAUCAGACUUCGGAUUGGCAAAACUUUUGAAGCCUGACCAAACUAGAUCACUGACAAGGAUUAAAGGAACAAGGGGAUAUGUUGCUCCAGAAUGGCAUAGAAAGCUACCUGUAAUAGUCAAAGCAGAUGUUUACAGUUUCGAAAUUGUACUAUUGGAGAUCAUAUGUUAUCGGCGAUGUGUUGAUUGGACCUUACCUGAAGAGGAAGCUAUUCUUGAAGAGUGGGUUUACAAUUGUUUUCAGGCUGGCGAGCUGGGAAAAGUAGUGGGUGGUGAAGAAGUUGACAAACUGCAGUUGGAAAGGAUGGUUAAAGUGGGACUUUGGUGCAUCCAAUACGAGCCAUCACUCUGUGCUUCAAUGAAAACAAUUGUAUUGAUGUUGGAAGGCAUAAUAGAUAUCCCAUUUCCUCCAAAUCCUACUUUUUUUUUCUUAGUGCCAUUUGUAAUGUUUUUGUUUGCAGUACUGUAA